AUGAGUGAGCCAGCGAAACAAUUCGAAGUAAAUUCAGAGCCGACUUUAUCGAAUGCAGCUGCGACGCCAGAGUUCGGCAACGCAGGGAAUAUAUCUUUUAGAAAUCCCGUACCAUCGACGUCAACUGCAAAUGUUGGAAUCAUUGGUCCUCCAGCUUUGCCACCAAGACCUGACAUGGGAAUGGGAAUGCAACAAAGCUACGGGAUGAACCAAGGCUAUACGUCAUACGGUGGGAUGGGAAGCUAUGGCAUGGGUAACUAUGGAGGAUAUGGGAGUUACGGAGGAUUCGGAGGCUAUGGCUAUGGUAUGGGUGGACUCGGAGGCAUGGGAAUGUCGCCUUACAGUGGAUAUAAUAGAAUGGGUCCCAUGUACGGAGAAAUAGAAAGCAGAUUCAUACAAAUGGCGGAAGAAAAUUCUAGGCCAGCCUUUGACUCAAUACAAAGUUUUGUUAAUGCUGUUGGUAGUGUGGCAAUGAUGCUUGAGAACACUUUCUUUGCACUAACAAGCUCUUUCAGAGCUAUAUUAGGUGUGGCAGAAAACUUUGGUAGAUUGAGGUCACUGUUUGCACAGUUCUGGUCCACGUUUGCAGUGGUUCGGAGUCUUAAUUGGAUUAUCCGGAAGCUGCUUGUUAUCAUGGGCAUCAGGACUGAGAAUGAAUUUAAGGCUUGGGCAGCAGCAGUAGCGGCGACCCAAGAUGGCGGCGUCCCUUCAGCUCAGCCAGCGAAGGGUUCCAGUUGGCCCAUACUCAUGUUCUUCGGGGUUGUGGCUGCUGCCCCAUACCUCGUGCUCAAGAUGUUGAGCGGACUCAACUCUAGUAUCAACGAGAGAUUAAACGACCCAACAACCUGGCAGAAUCCUUUGCGAGCGGUGGCCCAACACGACUUCCAAGCGACCACUCCUCAAGAGUUAACCUUCGCAGCCAACCAGAUCCUAACCAUAGCUCCACAGCACCUUCAACCCCAACUGUGGAACUCGGGCUGGCUUAUGGCAACCAAAGACAAACAAAACGCUGGCCUCGUACCGGUCAACUACAUCAAAGUCAUCAAACCGCAGUCGAGUAAUCAGAAUGGAAGUCAAAACGAUACCACCGAUGAGAAAAUAGAAAAAACUGAGCCUGCUGUAGAGAAUUUGGACAGAUAUUAUAAUCAGGAGUUGUAA
This is a messenger RNA of Chilo suppressalis (striped riceborer), 1158 nucleotides long. Lineage: Eukaryota; Metazoa; Arthropoda; Insecta; Lepidoptera; Crambidae. The record is from the annotation of a GenBank genome assembly.